Molecule: messenger RNA, 420 nt
Organism: Fibroporia radiculosa
Lineage: Eukaryota; Fungi; Basidiomycota; Agaricomycetes; Polyporales; Fibroporiaceae
Exons: 4
Coding region: 1-420 (139 amino acids)
Cellular component (GO): nucleolus
Source: RefSeq, a predicted model, not a curated record
AUGUCCGAAUAUGACUUUCGCCCCGGCGGCGCACUGAAGCUGAGGAGUGGGGUCAUUGAGGGUGGUAUUGUCAAGAAGAAGAAGUCUAAGUCCAAGUCCAAAGACAAGGACAAAGACAAGACCUCGGACAAAGAUCAGACCGCAGAGGAAGAGCGAAUAAGGGAGAUUGAGUCGCUUCUGAAGGAGGAGGAAAGUAAGAAUGCUUCUCCUGCAGGAAGCAGCAGAAACUCCCCUGGAGUAGGGGGUAGUGAUAGGAAAACAGCGGCUGAGAAGAGGUUUGAGGAAGUGCAGAGGAAACGGCUUGCUGCUAAAGUGGCCAAAUUAGCCAAUAAGACCCACAAGGACCGAGUGCACGAGUUCAAUUCAAAGCUAGAGGCUCUAAGUGAGCAUCACGACAUUCCAAAGGUUGGGCCUGGAUAA